Messenger RNA from Athalia rosae (coleseed sawfly), 1062 nucleotides. RefSeq lists its product as uncharacterized. The record is from RefSeq and is a predicted model, not a curated record. The transcript has 6 exons. NCBI's taxonomy places the organism in Eukaryota, Metazoa, Arthropoda, Insecta, Hymenoptera, Athaliidae. Bases 322 to 1020 code for a protein of 232 amino acids.
CGUCUUUAAAGCGAGGAAGCAAAACGUAGCUGGAGAAAGCUAUAAGGAUGUCGCAAGUUGAAGUGGUAAGCUCGAACAGUGGCCGGUCCGAUCAGUCACCUAUUGACCACUCGCGACGCAGAAUCGAUUUCCAUUGCCAUAUAAUCAGUAAUUUCCCAACAUUAAUGACGCGUGACUUUCAGUGGAUCUGAUUGAAGCCGGUCACUUCUGUGUGUGUUGUAAUUUUCUUCGAAGGCCGUAAUAGUCGCAGUUGAUUUGAAAAAUCGUUCGUGUUGAAAAUAGUAAACAGUUUGAUGUAGAAUCGUCAGCACGGGUGAAAAGAUGUUGGAGUUUGGAUUCACGUUUCUGUUACUCGGCGUAGGAAUUGUCCUUGGUAGACCAAGUGAACAACCAAUAAAAUUCGAUUUGUCACCAGCACGGGAUGCCGUAGGAUCCGUCAGCGACGGUACCUUUUCGAAACUGCAGCAAGGACAGGAAUUCUUAGGACAGGUUGCCGAUGCUAUCAGAUUCGGAAGAGGGAGAUUAGUCCAUUCGGCCACAAUGGCGAAAAACAUCAUUGCCGAAAGGGCAGAGCAGGCCGCAAGCGAGGCUCAAAAUAACGUAGCUUCGGUGAUAGCUGCAAAAGGGGACCUGAUAGCGCAAGGACGAAGUGCUUUGGAGACCUUUCCAAAAACAGGCUUCUUCAAUAUCCUUCCUCCAAUAACCAGAGAAACGGUCCAUUUGGAAAGCUCGAAGAACCAGGCUCUUUUGGAGAAACCCGUGAUGGGCCCCGUCGCAGGAUUUAUCGAAAGUAUCCUCAGACCAACCCCCUUAGUCGACAAAAUCAAAGAGAGCGACAAAUAUGGAAAUUCGGGGGAGAGGUUCGCUGGGAUAGGAAAAGCCAUAGUCGACGGAUACGAAGGAUUCAGCAAUUUUCUCAACACCGUUGUUGACUUCCCAGUCGAUGCGGCCAAGAAAACAUCACGAAAGAUUACUGAAACCUUGAACCAAUUUGGAGCUCACCUAGUCGGCCUUGCGUAGUAAUUUCAAAAUGAUGAUCAGUUGCUGUUAUGUUUUACAAAA